This is a messenger RNA of Brassica oleracea var. oleracea, 3093 nucleotides long. RefSeq lists its product as uncharacterized. The record is from RefSeq and is a predicted model, not a curated record. Lineage: Eukaryota; Viridiplantae; Streptophyta; Magnoliopsida; Brassicales; Brassicaceae. The coding region runs from base 1 to 3093 and encodes 1030 amino acids. The transcript is spliced from 14 exons.
AUGUCAACCACUUUUAGCCCCGGAAGCUCCCGGUUGCUGCAGCUCGGUGUUGCCGGCUCCGCCUCCUGCCUCAGAUCUUCUUCCUCCAAGAAGCCGCCUGAGCCGCUGCGCCGCGCCGUGGCGGAUUGCCUCUCGUCCUCCCCUCCUCCGGCUACCUCCCACCAUGGCUCGAUCCCUUCCAUGCCACCGUCCGAAGCUCUUAGAAAUCUUCGGGAUUAUUUAUCAGCCGCUCCCACGACUGAUCUGACCUACAACGUGCUCUUAGAGCAUACAAUUGCAGAGAGAGAUCGCAGUCCAGCUGUGGUGACGAGGUGUGUGGCAUUACUGAAACGGUAUCUCUUAAGAUAUAAACCUAGUGAGGAGACACUACUGCAGGUCGAUAGAUUUUGCGUGAACCUGAUUGCUGAGUGCGAUGCUAGCUUGAAGCAAAAAUUAUUGCCUGUUUUAUCAGCACCAUUGGGUGCUUCUCCUUUACCAGUGUCCAGCUUUGCUUCUGGAGCUUUGGUGAAGUCAUUGCAUUAUGUGCGUUCCCUUGUGGCACUACAUAUCCCCAGGCGUUCCUUUCAACCUGCAGCAUUUGCGGGAGCUACUCUUGCGUCAAGAAAGUUAUUGCCAUCUCUUUCCUCUUUGUUGAGCAAAUCAUUCGAUUCCCAGUUAAGUCCUGCUGCCGCAGAGUCUCCACAGAAAAAGGAUGCUGCGGAUCUGUCUGUUUCAAACUUGUCAAAUAUAGAAGAAUUUAAUGCUCUGGAAGACAUUGUAUACAUAUCAUCAGACUUACUGAAUUGGCGUUGGGUUGGGGAGCUUCAGUUAUCAUCAGCUUCUUCCGAAAGUGAACGCCCUGUGAAUCUCCAAGACAUGAACAAUUGUAAUCUUUUGGAAGUUGGUGCUGCCGGCCUACUCGUAGGAGAUAUGGAAGCUAAAAUGAAGGGCCAACACUGGAAAUAUUUUGGUACCACAGAAAUGCCUUACUUAGAACAGCUCCUGCAGCCAGCUUCAGUCACGAUGAUAACAAAUUCAGUCUCAGCUCGCUCUCACUUGAGAGCGAUAACAGCUACCAAACGCACGAGGGCUGGCCCUCAGCAGAUCUGGGAUGAUUCCACAGUGAGCACAUUUCGUCCACGUGCCAGACCACUUUUUCAGUAUCGUCAUUACAGUGAACAACAACCAUUGCGCCUAAACCCUGCCGAGGUAGGUGAGGUGAUCGCUGCUGUUUGGUCAGAGGCAUCAUCCACCCCUUCAAAUCCAAUGACCGUAUCACCCCAAUUGAAUAGCAAGACUGGGAAGACGUCGAUGGAUGUGGCUAUGAGCGUCCUGAUAAAGCUUGUUAUUGACAUGUAUGUCUUGGACGCUAGAAUUGCUGCUCCUCUUACUCUGUCCAUGCUCGAGGAAAUGCUUUGCUCCACAAAUACAGCUUGUAGGAUUCGUGUAUUUGAUUUAAUUCUUAAUUUAGGAGUUCAUGCACAAUUGUUGGAGCCAAAGAUAAGUGUUAAUGCUUCAACCAUUGAGGAAGAAUACGCCCAAGAAACAUUUAUCGACAAUGAAAAUAGGCUACUGCUUCAAGGGACAAGAACGAGAGACUUGCCUAAGAUGUCAAGCACUUCUUCAGCUAUUGAGAACUUCGAGUCUUGGAUAUUAAAAAUCUUAUUUGAAAUACUCCUUGUCCUAGUUCAGGUUGAGGAAAAGGAAGAAUCCGUUUGGGCAUCUGCUCUCAGCUGCUUGUUAUAUUUUGUCUGUGAUAGAGGGAAAAUAAGGAGAAAGCAGCUAAGUGGUCUUGACAUAAGGGUUAUUAAAGCUCUUCUGGGAACUAGCAAAAGGAAUUCUUGGUCAGAAGUUGUUCAUUCCAAGCUUAUUUGUAUCAUGACAAAUAUGUUUUAUCGAUCUCCAGAGCUAGAUGGUUCUAUCAAAGCAACGUCAAGUGCCUCAAGUUUUCUUAUAGAACAGGCCGAUCUGAUUGGUGGCGUGGAGUUCAUUCUCUAUAAGUACUCUUUGGCAACCACUAGAGAGGAAAGAAGAAAUCUCUACUCGGUUUUAUUUGACUAUGUUCUGCAUCAAAUUAAUGAGGCAUGCGCAGCUGCUGGUCUUUCUGAGUACACUGAUGAUGAGAUUCAACCAUUGGCUGUUCGGCUUGCUCUUGCUGAUGCACCUGAAGCUUUCUACAUUUCUGUUAAGCUUGGUGUUGAAGGCAUAGGGAAAAUCCUGCGAAGAUCAAUUGCUGCUUCAUUGUCUGGGUUUAGCAAUAGCGAACGUCUAAACCAGCUUUUGGCAAAUAUAACAGAAAAAUUUGACACGAUAGUAGCUUCGUUUACUCACUUGGACAAAGAGUUUCUGCAUCUCAGACAGAUAACCAAGUCGUCCAAGUACAUGGAAACCAUUCAAGAGUUAAGAAAUGAUAUAAGCAUGUCAGUGAAUCUAGCUUGGGCUACUUUGCACUCUCUUCUUCAUUCAGAAAGAGCCACAAAUCGUCAAAAUGGAUAUAUCUGGUUGGGGGAUCUUCUGAUUGCGGAAGUUAGUGAAGAGAGUGGUGGAAGUAUAUGGCUGAGCAUAAAAGACCUGCAGCAAAAGAUUGCCAAUUGUGGUGCCUCCGACUCUCUAAUUACUUCUGAUAUACCUAUUUCCGUACAUCUUCUGUGUGGACUCUUGAAGUCAAAGAACAGUGUUAUCAGAUGGGGUUUUCUGUUCAUACUGGAGAGGCUUCUUAUGCGUUCCAAGUUCUUACUAGAUGAGAAUGAGACACAGCGAUCAACUGUUGGAAGUGCUAGUCAGGAUCAGAAAGACACACGACUAGAGAAAGCAAAUGCUGUUAUAGACAUAAUGAGCAGCGCUUUGUCUUUGAUGGCACAAAUAAAUGAAACUGACCGGCUUAAUAUCUUAAAGAUGUGUGACAUUCUUUUCUCGCAAUUGUGCUUGAAAGUUUUGUCUACUGAUGAGGAAGCAGUCCCCAGUUCUGCUGAGAGGAAUAACAAAUUUGAUACAUCCCAUCGUAACAGCUAUAAAGAGAGUAUGGAUGAUGCUGACAUCAGGCCUCGGUACAACAAUGUCUCUGUUUCAACGUGCGAGACAGCGUCAAUGGCAGCAAUGCUUCUUCGUGGAUAA